CCAUGGAAACAGCCAUUUUGCGUCCUUUCUGUGCGGUCUGGUGCAUAUUUAUUAUUUUUUUGUGCAGUUAAAAUCACUGAAAUAUAAUACUUAUAUUUCAGUAAUUAAACUAUCACGGUAUUAAAAUUUAAAGCAAAUUUAAGGAGGAUUAAAAAAUGUCGGAAUAUGAGAAAGUACGGACGGGAAAGUUAGUAUUGAAAGGCGAAAAAUCAAGACCGAAGAAACGAAAAUCUAAGAGGCAAGAAAAAGAACAGGAUGUCACUGUGGAGGAUAAAGAUACUCUUACUCAUGGAGGAUGGUGGAAGGUUAAGAAUAUUACUGAAAUUACUGGAACAGUGGCUAUUGAAUUUGGAAACCAAACUUACGUGAAAGCACUCGAUAACGGAUUGUUUACUCUUGGAGCACCACAUGACGAAGGAGAAGGUCCAUUACCAGAAGAAAUAUUAACGGCAUUUCCUAUAAGUGAGACUAAGGUUGCUUUGAAAUCAGGAUAUGGCAAAUAUCUUGGAGUUGAUAAAAAUGGUAUCGUUAUCGGUCGAAGUGAUGCAGUUGGAUCUAUUGAACAAUGGGAGCCAAUUUUUCAAGAUGGCAAGCUUGCAAUACUAAAUAAUACUGGAUGUUUCAUAUCAGUUACAAAUGACGAUGAUAUAGUUUGUCAAAAUAGAACAGCUGGUACGUCAGAAUUUGUUAUUGUAAGAAGUAUAAUACAACGUUCUCAAAGUCCUAGUAAGGAUAUUCCGAAAGAAGAGCAAGGCUCACUCACAGAGGUCGAAGUAAAUUAUGUACGGAAAUUUCAAAAGUUUCAAGAUAAAAAGUUAAAAAUAAACAAAUCUGAUCGCUCCGAGUUGGAAAAGGCAAAAGUGGAAGGAAAUUUACACGAAAUUCUAUUAGAUAGGAGAAGUAAAAUGAAAGCUGAUCGUUAUUGUAAAUAA
Messenger RNA from Trachymyrmex septentrionalis, 932 nucleotides. RefSeq names its product protein FRG1 homolog (gene FRG1). NCBI's taxonomy places the organism in Eukaryota, Metazoa, Arthropoda, Insecta, Hymenoptera, Formicidae. The record is from RefSeq and is a predicted model, not a curated record. Gene Ontology annotation, cellular component: catalytic step 2 spliceosome; nucleolus; striated muscle dense body. The transcript has 5 exons. Bases 156 to 932 code for a protein of 258 amino acids. Gene Ontology annotation, molecular function: actin filament binding.